Messenger RNA from Colletotrichum graminicola M1.001, 2652 nucleotides. RefSeq lists its product as uncharacterized. Lineage: Eukaryota; Fungi; Ascomycota; Sordariomycetes; Glomerellales; Glomerellaceae. The transcript has a single exon. The record is from RefSeq and is a predicted model, not a curated record. Gene Ontology annotation, biological process: protein phosphorylation. Bases 1 to 2652 code for a protein of 883 amino acids. Gene Ontology annotation, molecular function: ATP binding; protein kinase activity.
AUGUCGCUUCAGGUGCGAGGCCCCGACUUCUCGGUUACGAAGCAGAAGGCCCUCGAAGAUGCCAAAAAGAUGCAGGCGGCGGUGGACGAUGAGGUGGCAAAAGCUGGACAGGAUAAGCCGCCUUAUCUUCUCAAUGAACUUAUUGGCAAGGGAAGUUUUGGGCGCGUCUACAAAGCAACCGACAUCAAUACCAGCAUGCUUGUUGCAGUAAAGAUCAUUGACAUCGAAGAAAGCGACACCGUCAACCCCAAGCUUGCCGACACGUUCAAGGAGUUCUUGGCUGAAGUGAACGCCCUGAAGCUUCUCAGUGACAGCGGCGCAAAAAACAUCAACCAUGUCAUCGACGCGUUACCUGUCGGCCAAUCCAUGUGGAUGAUCACCGAGUAUUGCGCUGGAGGUAGUGUAGCGACGCUCAUGAAGCCCACGGCGCCUGGCGGCUUGCAAGAGAAAUGGAUCAUCCCUAUUCUCAGGGAGGUCGCCGAAGCCGUGUCCUGGGUUCAUCGUCAGGGAAUUAUCCACCGCGACAUCAAGUGCGCCAAUGUUCUGGUUACCGAGUCUGGCGGGGUACAGCUCUGCGAUUUUGGAGUCGCUGGCGUUAUUGAGACCAAGUUUGACAAACGAUCAACGUUCAUUGGAACACCUCACUGGAUGGCACCAGAACUUUUCGACCAGUCGACGUCGUAUGGUACAGAGGUUGACAUCUGGGCAUUUGGUUCUAUGGUAUUUGAAAUUGCAUCUGGCCUUCCGCCGAACGUUAUGGCUGGAAUCGACGUUUACCAGCUUGGAAACUAUAUCAAAGCGCACACGCCACGGCUUGAGGGCGACCAGUACUCCGACAGGCUGAAGAGCCUGGUUGCGUACUGCUUGGAGGAAGAUCCGGCGAAACGGCCAACUAUCGAAGAGGUUCAGAAACAUCCUUAUAUCGCCAACACGGCCCAACAGUAUCCGGCCUCGUCACUAGCCUUGUUGGUUAAAGGCUUCAAGCUUUGGGAGUCCCAAGGCGGUAGCCGCAAAUCCCUUUUCGCUCCAGGUGGAGCCCAGGGCAUGUCGGGCAUGGACGACUCCGACUUUUCGUCUACGGCGAUGGCGAAUGACGAGUGGAAUUUUAGCACAACAAUGGCAUUCGACCAACAGGUGUUUCAAAACUCAGAUGCUCAGGCGGUCUACGAUGUGUAUGGCUCAAACGUGGAUUUCGACCCAGUGCUUCUGGACGAGAUGUCGCGAGCCAAGCCAAAGGCUCGGAGGAGACCGCCACCACAGCAGCUCGCCGCCAUGAAGGCGCCUUUGGAGAAGGUGUUCGAUCCGAAUACGAUAUCCAACUAUGAGGAUAACUCCCGGGCCUAUUAUGGCAGGCCGAUUCCCCCCCCCGCUUCAGAUCUCCCCUUGCGAGACGACUCUCUUCAGUCGACGGCGGUGAGAGAAUCGCUCAUUGACCUCGAUGCGUCAUUGUCCGGCAGCGAUCUCUCUAACUUUGUCGACAUGAAUACUAUUAGAGCUGGUGGACCGCGUGCAUCUGUUGAUUAUCAUAUGGGAGAUGAGCCGGAUUUCAACAAACCGCCUCUGAGCGACCCGGCGGAUCUGAAUCCGAACAGGAAGACGCAGGACUGGAAGUUUCCUUCCAUGGCUCCGCCAGCAUCGGCGAACCCAGAAAUGUCUAGGUUCUCCUUUAACGAGGAUCGACCAUUAAACGAAGACCGUUCUUUUAGCGAUGAUCGUCCCUUCGUAUUCCCUGCUCUCCAGGAGGACCGCCCAGCACCGAACUCCGCAUCUCGCCCUCAGAUGUUCCACAACCAGACUGAUCCAGCCCCGGCCCCUAACUACGGCGGUGACCUCAUGGUUCCCCGACCGAACUCGCAGUUGAACAACAGAGAAUCCAGCGGCAGCCUGAUCGACCUUGACGAGCUCAUGGUUCCGCAAACCACCUACCAGAACAACCGCGUAUCAACUGGCAGCCUGAUCGAUCUCGAUAUGGGCCUGGCCGACGCGAUGCCGGAGCUUACCCGCCCUUCCACGGCGAACUCAGACGCUGCUUCUGUGAGCGGCUCAGAUGUCGGCAUGGCAAACCCAUUCGAUCUUGAACGCCACGCUUCGUUGUACGUCCCCAUGACCAACCGGGAGCCGUCCAUAUAUGUCCCCGCGUCAAAUCGCGAACCGUCCAUAUAUGUGCCAUUAUCAAACCGAGAACCCUCGAUUUAUGUUUCGGACGACUCCGACUUUGCUUCGAAGGUUCCCAGAGACGAUGACGUGAGCGUUGUUGACCUCUCUAUGGCUGAGCCUGGCGCCACCGUCCGACCUUUAAACGGCCAGGGCGGCCUGAGGUUGAACACGCACCGGUCGUUCAACAGCGUCAAUAGCGCCGAUUACUCAGAUCCCGAGUACCUGACUCCUCAGCAAGCCGCCCAGCCGGUUCUCCCCCUGGGUGGCCCACGCUCAACGGGUACUCGUGAGAGUGGCAUUCUCCCGUUGCCGCCACCACCUGCGCCCCCAUCGGUGGAGGUAAUGCAAGGUUCCGCCAGCGCAGAUGCAGUAAAAGAAGAGCUGAGGCGAAUGGCGAUGAGUCUUGGCGAGCAUCUUAGUCAUGCCAACCAGUAUCUCUCAACGCUGCCGGUGCGUAAGGGUGGAAGACAAGAUUUUAUGGGAGAGACAAACUGA